AUGGCGCUCCUGUGCACCCGGCAGAAAGCCUCCCCCGUGGCCAGUGAGUCUGUGUGGGUCAACGCCUGCACGUCCAACAUGUCGGCGGAGCGCUUUACCUAUGCCGCCACCAGCAUCGAGGACGCCGACGUCGGGCAGUCGAUGCCCGCAGCUCACGCGGGGCUCACGCGGCUGGCGACGCGGCUGUGGGCGAUCGAUGUGCGGAAGAAGGAAGACCAUUGGGAGUUGUCCUUCGUCUUGCACACAGCGGCCACAUCUUUCCGCCUGCCAAACUUCAUGCUGAAGCCGUUGUUGGCCUCGUGGAUUAGCAGUUGCCUGGUCUCCAUCUGGCGCAUGGCCUCGGCACAGGUGGCGCCCAAGGGCCCCGUGUGCCUCAUCGCAGCCCGAGAGUCGGAGCCCAAAGCGGAAGGAACUCCAGUGGACGUGGCCGGGCGCAUGCUGAGCUUCGCCGGGCCCAGGAUUUGGUGA
Durusdinium trenchii is the source of this 468-nucleotide messenger RNA. The record is from the annotation of a GenBank genome assembly. Lineage: Eukaryota; Dinophyceae; Suessiales; Symbiodiniaceae.